Vigna radiata var. radiata (mung bean) is the source of this 1570-nucleotide messenger RNA. RefSeq names its product MADS-box transcription factor 23-like. Gene Ontology annotation, cellular component: nucleus. The transcript has 8 exons. Gene Ontology annotation, biological process: positive regulation of transcription by RNA polymerase II. The coding region runs from base 215 to 991 and encodes 258 amino acids. Lineage: Eukaryota; Viridiplantae; Streptophyta; Magnoliopsida; Fabales; Fabaceae. Gene Ontology annotation, molecular function: DNA-binding transcription factor activity, RNA polymerase II-specific; protein dimerization activity; RNA polymerase II cis-regulatory region sequence-specific DNA binding. The record is from RefSeq and is a predicted model, not a curated record.
CUUUGUCCAAAUAAAACCACUCUGGCUUUCCAUAUAAAGCAUAUAUAAUAGUAUUGCAUCAUGUAACUCUCCUAGGAUUAGGAACAUUCAUCUACGGAAAUCUUGUCCUUCUUCUCCUUCUCUCCUCUGCUUCUCUCUCAUUACAACCCACUCCCAUAAUUUUCAAUUUGUUCACUGAUCUAACAGGUUAAAGGUGUGAUUAUUUUAAGUAAAGAUGGGGAGAGGGAAGAUUGCGAUUCGAAGGAUCGACAACUCCACUAGCCGACAAGUGACUUUCUCAAAGAGAAGAAAUGGAUUGCUGAAGAAAGCUAGAGAAUUAUCAAUUCUUUGUGAUGCUGAAGUUGGAUUGAUGGUGUUUUCCAGCACUGGAAAGCUUUAUGAUUAUGCAAGCACAAGCAUGAAAUCUGUUUUUGAGCGCUACAACAAGCUAAAAGAGGAACAUCAUCACCUCAUGAAUCCGGCUUCAGAAGAAAAGUUUUGGCAGACAGAAGCAGCAAGCUUGAGGCAACAACUUCAGUAUUUGCAAGAAUGCCACAGGCAAUUAAUGGGUGAAGAACUUACGGGUUUGGGUAUCAAAGAACUACAAAAUCUGGAAAACCAACUGGAGAUGAGUCUAAAGGGUGUUCGCAUGAAAAAGGAUCAAAUUUUAACAAGUGAGAUUAAAGAACUGCGCCAAAAGGGAAAUCUCAUUCAUCAGGAAAAUGUUGAACUCUAUCAAAAAAUGGACCAGAUUCAAAAGGAAAAUGCAGAGCUACAGAAGAAGGUUUACGGAAGCAGGAGUACAGGUGAAGAAAAUGUGGCAUCCAGUCCUUCUUACAUGGUCAGAAAUGAAUAUGAUUUACGUCCACCAAUCAGUCUCCAGCUAAGUCAGCCACAGACUCACUACAGUGAACCAUCAGCCAAAGUAAUGAAACUCGGGUAUUCCCUCAAACUGAUAAUAAAUCAAGUCAAUAAUUUUUCUUUUCAAUUUCAUAAGACACUAAAAACUUAAUCUCUGGGCCAGAUUGCAGCUGCAUUAGCAAAAAAUUGUUCAGUAAACGGGGAGUUGUCAUUUUGUGACAAGAAGCAACUAUGUUACAACUUUUGCCUAGAAUGGUCAGACUUUCUACGAGUUGGGUCUUGUAUUCCUCAACCGCAUUUGUUCCAUUCAACUCUACAAUGCAUGUAUGGUACGAGAUUAUCUAUCAAGAAGCUUAUGAUUGCUGUUAAGGAUUAGACAUAAUGAUUGCCCUUGUAAAGUUUAAGCAAUAAAAAUAUCAACAAUUGAGCCUGGUGUUUUUUGCUAUAAACUCUAAAUACAUAUUUCGUGUCCAAUUAAAUCCAAUUCAGAACACAACCAGCUGCGCCUAUACAUGUAAUAAGUAAUCCAAAACACAUUGGGAACUAUGUAGGUCAGAAAGUAAGUGACACAUAAGUAUGACUGAUGAUUCUUCAAAAUGAAUUAUAAAGAAGUAUUGCUAACAAUGAAGAGGAAAUCAAUAUCCCCAAAUCAUACAAACAAAUGUAUUCGCAACAUCAUGUGCCUGCUUAAUGCAAAGCUUAAACAUGAAACAGAAACAGAAACUUAUCA